Molecule: messenger RNA, 1814 nt
Organism: Neltuma alba
Lineage: Eukaryota; Viridiplantae; Streptophyta; Magnoliopsida; Fabales; Fabaceae
Product: adenine DNA glycosylase
Exons: 7
Coding region: 12-1490 (492 amino acids)
Biological process (GO): base-excision repair; mismatch repair
Cellular component (GO): nucleus
Molecular function (GO): 8-oxo-7,8-dihydroguanine DNA N-glycosylase activity; purine-specific mismatch base pair DNA N-glycosylase activity; oxidized purine DNA binding
Source: RefSeq, a predicted model, not a curated record
UCGCUCCUUGAAUGGUUGCAACCUUCGAAAGAAUCAGUUUAACGUUGUUGGGGUCAGCAGUGGUUUCAAACAUGUCGGACAGGAGUAAGCAGCAGAGGAAGAGGAACAGAGGGACGAAGAAUGCUAUUCGGAUGAUAAAAAAACCACCCUCACAGCCAGAAGUACAAGACAUCGAGGAUGCUGUCAAGUGCUUCAGCGAAGAGGAAAUCCAGAAAUUAAGGGUUGCUCUGUUGGAGUGGUACGAUCAUAAUCGUAGAGACCUUCCAUGGAGGAGGACGUCAAGUAACAAUCAUGGCUGUGAAAAACAAGAAGAAGAAGACGACGAGGAAGUAGAUUCAAGAGCGUAUUCAGUGUGGGUCUCCGAAGUAAUGCUGCAGCAAACUAGGGUUCAGACUGUUAUUGGCUAUUACAAUCGUUGGAUGGAGAAAUGGCCUACCAUUCACGACCUUGCACAGGCCUCUCUUGAGGAAGUGAAUGAAAUGUGGGCGGGUUUGGGCUACUAUCGAAGAGCUCGUUUUCUUUUAGAGGGAGCAAAGAAAAUAGUUGCAGAGGGAGGAAGAAUUCCUAACACAGUCUCUGCUCUACGAAAGAUUCCUGGAAUUGGAGACUACACUGCAGGAGCAAUUGCCUCUAUAGCAUUCCAAGAGGCUGUACCUGUUGUUGAUGGGAAUGUGGUAAGGGUGAUUGCCAGACUAAAGGCUGUUUCUGCAAACCCAAAAGAUUCAAUAACUAUCAAGAGAUUUUGGAAAUUAGCAGCUCAACUAGUUGAUCCCCUCCGGCCCGGGGACUUCAAUCAGGCUCUUAUGGAACUUGGGGCGACUGUAUGCACCCCUUUGAACCCUAGCUGCUCCUCGUGUCCUGCAUCAAAGUUUUGUCACGCACUAUCAAUCUCUACAGAUGACAGUUCAGUACUUGUUACGGAUUAUCCUGUGAAAGGUGUAAAGGUUAAACAAAGAUCCGAUUUUUGUGCAGUAUGUGUUGUUGAGUUACUUGGAUCUGAGGGAAUGUUGGACAACAACCAAUCAAGCAGUGAAUUUAUUCUUGUAAAAAGGCCCAGUGAAGGACUGCUUGCUGGUCUCUGGGAGUUUCCAUCAGUCCCACUGGAUGGAGAAACUGAUUCCUUGGAUAGAAGAGAAGCAGCAAAUCAGUUCUUGAAAAGUAUGCUCAAAAUUGACACCAAAAAGUCCUUCAACAUAGUUUUGAGGGAAGAUGUUGGAGAAUUUGUUCAUAUCUUCAGUCAUAUUCGCCUCAAGUUAUACGUUGAAUUGCUAGUGUUACAAUUGAAAGGGCGGAAAGGUGAUUUCUUCAAAAGCCAGGGGAAUGAAACUAUAACUUGUAAAUGGGUAGAUAGCAAUGCCCUUUCAAGUACGGGACUGACAACCAGUGUAAGAAAGGUUUACAGCAUGGUCCAGAAAUUUAAACAGAAAAAUUUUCCCUCUAAGCAAGUCCCACCAAAGAAGAGAAGUAGAACCGCUCAGAAACUAACAUAGUACCCUGCAGGAGUGCAGGGAGUGCUGUGCUUAUUGAUUGCAGUUUUUCUAAAGAAAAGCUGCAAUAAUUUUUUCCACUUAAUUGUGGAAUGUGCUCUUCCCCACCAUUUUACUGUGUUGACGACAAGAACCAGAUUGGUUAGCGGUCUCUGGAUUCUUCAGACCCUUCUGUAAUUGCAUGCAUUAUAUUUUGUGAGAAGCAGAACAGAUAGAGAGAAGUGAUUUGUGUGGAGAGAAGAUGAGUCAUAACAAUUUAAUGUACGCAUGAUGUUCUUUUGAAUUAUAGCUAUCAUUUUAUGUAGAAUUCCUUUCAUUUACCCAGAA